CCCGGCGUGGGUUGUUAACCCCUUUGCCAUCAGCUGUAUCACAUUUAGUUCUUGUAACAACCACAGGAGGCAGGCGCUAUUACUCCCGUUUAACAAGGAGGGAAACAGAGUUCCCGAGCUGCCUGCGACCACAGGGCUGGUCCGGGAUUCAGACCCAGGCCUCGUGACCGUCCUCCCGUAGAAAGCCAGACUUUUUACUUCCUUGGCCCCUUCCUGUUUUUGCACGCGUCACACGAAACACGAAUUCUUGGGCUGACACGGAAAAUGGUGGUCGGUGCCUGUGCACCGGGCGUCGGGGACAGCGCCACCCUCCCCCGAGCUCUGCACCCCCCGCACGUCCCAGUCCAGCCCUCGCCGCCGUUUUCCUGCGUCGUGGUGACGCCAUGACGUUCCGCGUACGUCCCAGCCACUCAUUCUGUGAGGUUUCGUGCGGACGAAGGCGAGCCCGCAUUGAUGAGUGGCGCACUCAUCACACCUCAGGGACGAUGCUAUUUCCCAGGGAUUAUUUCCCGCCAGCCCCACAGGUGGGCUUGUCGUGCUCGCGUUCACCUGACCCCGCUCCUUGAACGCCUCUCUUCAAAGCACCCGUGCUGCGUGCAGGUGAAAUUCAUCGGCAACAAACGCACUCGCUUAAAGCGUACAGUUCAAUGAGUUUUGGCACAUCUGGGAACCAGUACCACAAACGGGACGCAGCGUUCCCGCCACCCCGACGGUGCCCACGCCCUUCCCAGCCUCCGCACUCCGGCCCCGGCCCGUCCCCUCCCCGUGACGUCACUUCUCUGCGCCUCACCGCCGCUGCGCGGGGUCUUUCCGGCCGCCAGGGCCUGUGGGCGUGGCGGGUGGCGUCACGCGAGCGCGCGCCGGAAGCGGGCUCCGGCCGGACGGAAGUGGCGGGGCGGGGCGCGGGGGCGAUGGGGGGCGGAGGCCGGCGAUGAGCGGCCGGAGAGAGUGAGCGGGACGGCGGCGAGGCUGGGGGGCCCCGGAGAGCGAGCCGCAGGGCGGAGGGCAGGGGCGCGAGCGCGGCGGGCGGCAGGCGGCGGCCAGGGCGCGGCGGCGGCGGCCAGGGCGCGGCGGCCGAGAAGAUGGCGGACGGCGACAGCGGCAGCGAGCGCGGCGGCGGCGGGCCCGGCGGCUUCCAGCCCGCGUCCCGCGGCGGCGGCGAGCAGGAAACGCAGGAGCUGGCCUCGAAGCGGCUGGACAUUCAGAACAAGCGCUUCUACCUGGACGUGAAGCAGAACGCCAAGGGCCGCUUCCUCAAGAUCGCCGAGGUGGGCGCGGGCGGCUCCAAGAGCCGCCUCACGUUGUCCAUGGCCGUGGCCGCCGAGUUCCGCGACUACCUGGGCGACUUCAUCGAGCACUACGCGCAGCUGGGCCCCAGCAGCCCCGAGCAGGUGGCGGCGGCGGCGGCGGCCGAGGAGGGCGGCGGGCCGCGGCGCGCGCUCAAGAGCGAGUUCCUGGUGCGCGAGAAUCGCAAGUACUACCUGGACCUCAAGGAGAACCAGCGCGGCCGCUUCCUGCGCAUCCGCCAGACGGUCACGCGCGGCGGCCCCGCGCCCGGCGGCCUGCAGAGCGGCCAGACCAUCGCGCUGCCCGCGCAGGGGCUCAUCGAGUUCCGCGACGCGCUGGCCAAGCUCAUCGACGACUACGGCGGCGACGACGACGAGCUGGCGGGCGGCCCAGGCGGCGGCGCGGCAGGCCCCGGGGGCGGCCUGUACGGGGAGCUGCCGGAGGGCACCUCCAUCACCGUGGACUCGAAGCGCUUCUUCUUCGACGUGGGCUGCAACAAGUACGGGGUGUUUCUGCGUGUGAGCGAGGUGAAGCCGUCCUACCGCAACGCCAUCACCGUUCCCUUCAAGGCCUGGGGCAAGUUUGGGGGCGCCUUCUGCCGGUAUGCGGAUGAGAUGAAGGAGAUCCAGGAGCGGCAGAGGGAUAAGCUUUAUGAGCGGCGCGGCGGGGGCAGCGGCGGCGGGGACGAGUCUGAAGGCGAAGAGGUGGAUGAGGAUUGAAACGCGCGGCUUCCCUACGGGCCUCCCACCCACCUCCGUCCCCUCGUCUAAAGAGCUCUCUUUCCCGCCCAUUCCUGGUGAGUUAGUGCAGGGGGAGCAAGGGAGGCCCACGGGGAGAAAACAAGAUUUUAAAUAAUGUAGUUAAUUACGAGAAAUGACCAUGAGAGAACAGUCACGGACAAUUAGAGAAAAGAAGUAAAGUUCCAAGGAGCUGACAGCAACCUGCAAGGAGAGCAACAGCGUCUCCUCACCCGAGCAAAAUAGUCCCAGCUCCCGUGGUUUCCCAGCUGCGGUUCCUGAACCCAUCGAGAUAACCCUGAUGGGUCUGGGGAUAGGUCCUAGCACGGCGCGGGCCAAAGGAGCGCUUCUGAUCGACCCAGACCCCUUGAUAACAGCUGAAUUUGUGUUGUACUUGGGAACCUGGUCUAAAGAUUUCUCCAGACCUCACUGUUGCGGUGUCUGUCCCUUCACUUCCAUUGAAAUCAGCAUUUUGGGUUUAGGUUUUCAUGGAAUUCCUGAGAAGGGAAAGGCCUUUGCAGUUACCCAGGUCUUAGGGUACAGGUUUCAUGAAAAGGAAUGCAACUUUAAAUAAUCAUGGACAGGGCAGAACAAAAUAUGAAUUUCAGAAGUCACCUGGGAAUAGAGAAACAAAUUGGAUCUAUAUCGUUUAAAAUGGUUUUGCACGAUACCUGGACCAAGGCCAGUAUCUUUUUUUUUUUUCCCUCCCCAGAAUUGUUUUGCAGGAUGCAAAUGGAUUCAGAUGUCAAUCCUUGAACUAGAAUUGGCUACUAAAGUAUUAAAAGUUGGCAAAUUUUUUGAAGAUGAGAGCAGUUUUACAUUGGAGGUUGCUGAGAUAGGCACAAGAAAAAAAUCAGGCAUAAAGCACAAGGAAAAAACUGUUUGAGUGGAUUGGUAGCUACUCACUAAAGUUCCCUGAUCUCUCAAACAUGGAGAUCAUUACCAAGAAAUGGCUUAGGUAUGAAUGAGAGCCAGAUCCCUGUGGCUCCACCAUGUGAGCCAGUGAAUUGUGGCUAAUUCGGCUGUUUCCGCCACUGAUUGGCUGGAUUUUAAACCGUAAAACUUGAAAAAGGAACAGUGUGGCUACAAGCCUGAGCUUUAAUGAAAUACACGUCUCAGAAGAGUUGGAAAUUACCAAAACUGAAGUCUUCCUCUACCUUCAGUUUAAUCUGUGGAUUUGUUCAAAUACUAAAGAUCCUCAGGUCCAGAAUUCCAGCAUCAUUUAUUCUUUUUAAAUAAAAUUUUAGAAACUUGAUCCAUUGUAUCAGUACCUCACAAUCAAAGUUGGCAAAUGAUGCAUGUGUGAUUCAAGCAAGCAGCGUGCCCUUGGGAAGCUGAAAUCCAUCUGAAUGGACUCAAAGUGAACAUGAAUGUGCUGACUCUAUCCUGGAAGCAUUUUUAUACCAUCUUGAAAUUUCAACAAAAACUAGCUUUUGCUAGUUUAUCCAGCUGUCUUUCAAGAAUAAAAGUUGGGGUUUUCAAGGAUCGCCUCUUCUAUAUUUUAAAUGGAUUUUCAGUAGAAAUGGUUUUUACUAAUCAAGUUAAUCCCACCCUAUCAAAAGGUAUUUCUGGGAAUGUCAUGGACCUAGGUAACUUUGAAUCGAAUGGGGGCUGUUCUUUCCAAAGUUUUUCAGGUAGGCUUGGUGCGACACCUUCUCAACCAGGAGGCGAGUAACCCCACCUCCACAGUCUUAGUGUUUGUUUGUUUGUUUUUUAACUGCAUGACUGCCCUUUAUUUGAGCUGCCUUUUAAUUUAUUGUGUACCCUUUUUGUUAUUUUGGUGUUAUUCAAUACAUACAAUCUUUUUGUAUUUAUUGGGAAAUAAGUAAUAUACAAAAAGGUCGUUUUCAUUCAUUGUGGCUGAGAGGGAGGAAAAUAAUCAUGUAUAUAAAAUUAGGCUUUUUAAAAAAAUCAGACUGUGAUUCAGAAUAUCGUUCAUCUUAGAUUAAAAAAAAAAAAACAGCCACAAACAUUGGUGCCCUUUUCGGACAAUUUCUCUACUCUCAUCAUCCACAGUAGACUUUUUAAACAGAUUUUUUUAAAGCUUUUCUUUUUAAAUAAUUUUUCUCCGUUGCAAAGAAUGUUUCCUAAAUUGUAUGGGAGCAAUAGUAUUUCCGAUGUGUUAACGACAUCCGUACUCUUGUACUGUAUUUUGUACUACAAGGCAGCUGUUUUCAAUGGUGUCCUGCUGUAUUUACCUGUGUGUUUUGAGUGUUUUAUUUCUUUGCUGCGGAGAACAAAUCCCUAAAUAGUUUUAGUAAAGGAGCUGAGAAACUAGCAUUAGUUUGCAGAAACUGUUUAAGUUUCAAAUUCCGAGGCAGCAAUGAAAAUCAAGAUUGCAGCUAUUAGUUGAUUGCUGUAACUUUCUCCUUUUCAAACCAUGUACAAUUCCUGUAUAGACCAACUUGUUUUCUUGCUUCAGUGGUGGUUCUGUUGCUCAGCUGCAGUUGAGCCAGUUCAAUUUUGCAAAGGUGCGGUACCUCUCCUUUUUAAGGAGUUGGUUCAUUCUUUUUUCUGUUCUUUUUGUUUGGCUGAAUUGCAGUAACUAGCCUUGCCUUUCUAUUCUGUAGAAAUGACAGGGUCUUCACAAUCCUCACCAGUGGCUACUAAGCUAUAAUUAGCUGAAUAGAAAGAAUGUGGAAGUGGUCUGAGGCAUAUGGGGUAUAUGCCAGGAGCACUACCAUAUAUGGAGUCAGCUUUGGUUACCAGAGAAGUUUUCUUAGUCAUUAGACCAUGUAACAGUAAUAUAUCAUAUGUAAAUCUUUAGAUAUCAAUUUGAGAAUCCUCCAAAAAAAGGAGCAAAGAAUGCAUAAGCUAUGUGUUGGAAAAGUAAUUUAUAUUAAAAUUUUGACCUGCCUAUAUAAGAUUAAGUGGUAAAUGUCAUAGUGGUGGGUUUUAAGUCUUAACCAAUCUCAAAGGUUUGUUCUCCUGCAGGGGUGGCUGACGGCCUCUCUUCCCACUGCAGGAAGGUUACGGAAGGAUGUGGAUUGAUUGUAGCAUUUCACUGAUCCUCAUUUCAGUCACUAGGGACAACGGAGAUUGCACUUCCAUCGUGUGGUCUGUUAAACAAGGUGGUGUUAUGGGCUGUCUCUCAGAUGCUUCUUGUUAAAAGAAAGUCUUUGCUAAAUCGAGGCAGAAAGUGUUUUCAGCCACCAGUGAUUUAGGGCUUUUUUUUGACUUUGGCAAAUAUCCCAACUAAUAACGUGUUCAAAAUCAUCCUAUUUCUGAGAAGUAGGGAGGUAAAAUUUAUUUUCUGGUAAUUGGCAGAACGUUUGUUUCUCAAACUACUGCAGUUGCAGAAGUGAGAAGCCCACAGUUUUAGGAACAGAGUUGAAAGAGCAGGAAGCUCUGACGAGACCCCACAACUGCCUUCGGUUUCUGGUGUCCCCGCCCAUCGCUCGGGCAGAGCCACGGCUCUAGUCCGCAGAGGAUGUCGUCAGUGCAUGUGCUGCGUGGAACGAAAUGCAGAUCUGGAUGGCACCAAAAAUCAGAGCGGAAACCAAACCAAACCCAGACACCCUAUGUUCCUGUGGGCGCUUGUAGGUGGUACAGAUGACCAGCUGUGACACAGACACAGCUGUUUGUCAAGUCACUUUCCAUAAUACUUACUGCAAAAUGAUGGAGAGGCCCUCGCAGGCAGCCUUUAACCUGCUUCCUUUGUUACCUCUCGAUCACUUUGCAGUAAAUUGCAGGUCUUUUAAGAGAUUCAAGCUUCAGUUUUCUCAAAACAAAACAAUUAUCCUGUCUUAUCUGAAAAUGCAGGGUUGUGGGCAGAAGAGGCUGGUUAUAAUAAUGCCCUCAUAUUGAGUGGUCUGUAAAUGGCUGCACACUUCAGGCACUCUAGUUGCUGAGGAUGCUUUGUUAAAUAUGACCUUGACUGGCUUUACAGGGGGGUAGAGUGAUACACAAGGUAUUCAAGUGACAAUUCACUUAGGUCUACCUUGCCUUGAGGUGGAUGAAAUUAAGGAGAAGCUUGAGUGUGUAAGCUAUGCACAUAAGUAUUCUUCACUGUAAAUUUUGUUUUCAUUUUAACCCAAUUAUGGUACUUUGUCCAAUGCACAACUGAUCUCUCAGUAGAUAUUCAUUUGAAAAUAGUGUGGCCUUGAUCGGUGAGAAGGGGAAGGAGAGAAGUGACUUUUUGCUUACGUUAAAAGUGACUCGUUUGCCAAGAGUCGUUCUGCAGCACUCUAAGUACCUGACGUGUUUGUUAACGGUCUCCUUUGUGAUUGGGGAAAUUGAAUGGUUUUGACCCUGGAGUUACUAAUUCAAUUGAGUUGUCUUCUAUUUUUAGGAAAUAUCAGAAUUGCUCUGAUAAGUACAAAGUUGACUGCUUUGAUGUCCAAUCUCAGGUUUUAGAAUAUACAUGGUGGUUAAAAUCCCACUGUUAACCCUUAAAAAAACAAUUUUAUUUAGCAUACCUAAAAGUCACAUGCGUGAGGCCUGUUCAGAGAGCAGAACCUCCCAUCAUUUUGCUCCUUUUCCAUUUUGUAUUUCACUUGAGAAAGUGUGAUUUUACAUUGUAUAUUGCCAUUUUAACCCUGACAUAUUUUUCAAGAUAAAGCACUUUUUGAUCAUGAAAUACGUGGAAUCUUUGUGUGAUGUGGAUCAUGGUUUCUCAGGCUCCCCUAGAUAAUCUGCUAAUGAGUAUUAUUCUAACUCUGUGUAUGAAGAGUAGAAAUCUUUAUUAUUAUUGGGUUUGUAUUACUGAUCAAGAAUGCAUUUUGCUAGCUUCCAAUGGAUGAGACAGUGAACAAUGCUGCAUUCACAGUUUAUAAGUUACUUUCCCUUGAGCCUUAAGGUAACUUUUUUUGUCAACAACAGCACUGAAGUUAUAGUAAAUGAAUAAGACUCAGUUUUCAGGGUUAGUUUUAGAGUACUGUAAAUCAAUUAGAUGUCUUCCUCAACAGUUAUUGUUCCCAUUGAAUAAGCUGAGUAGUGGGUGUGUGGGUGGGACUGGGGGAGGGAGGAGAUAGUUUGUAAAAAAAAAAAACAAACACACAUUUACCUUAAGAAAAAUAUAGACAAAAAAGUACAUGUCGAUGCCCUGUUUGAAAUCCCACAUAUAAGGUAGAAAUGGCAAAUUAUAGCUUCAUUUCCCAUUUUAAUCUUAAAAGCAGUCAUUUUCCAAUGUUAGACCCCAGAAGUGUCCAGAGAUGGAAUUGAAUGGUGAGUUCUGAUACAGCUAACAUUGCUGCUUAAAGUCACUGUUCCCAGUCCUCAGUCUUAAAACUUAAGUUUCAUUACUGAUGGACUUAACAGACUCUUAUUUCAACAAAUGUGGUCCAGUUGUCCGCACCGAAAAUUAAAUUUGGAAAAUGAAAAAAAUAAUAGAAUUGCAUCGUGAAGACUUAUUACACAAGGUAAUUUUCAGUUGGUAUCUGUACCUCGGAUCCAAGACCUUUACGAAUGUAUUUUGUAUUUCCUAAUGAAAUAGGGAAUGUGUCAUCAAUAAUCACCUUUAUUCACAAUCUUGUACUUCCCUUUUGAAAAUGUAACUCGCCUCAUAAAUUAGACAUUCCAUUUGGGACGGGCAAAGCCAUGAUAGAACAGCAGCAAAUGCUAGGUGGGUAGUUUCACGGCUCAGUGGGACUUGUUAUAAAGGGAGGACAGAGCUUUAUUUGAUGCCAAAAUGUUACCAUUUCCCCCACAGUAACUCUAACAAACUUUGAUAAAAGAGUAUUAUUGUACUUGUAAUUAAAAUUAACAUGAGAUUUUGAGUAAUUUUCCCUGUUAUAUGUAAAGUAUCUCACUGACAUGGAUAAGGGAGAGCUGGUUAUAUCUUUAGUAUUAUGAAAUGUGGGCUCUGUUAGAGAAAAUGCUAAGUUCAUUGUCCACUACUAUGUGCAAGACACCAGUUUGUCUUUUUUAUCCUACCUUCAAUAAUUUUAACGGCUCUUUGAAGAAAAUUGAUUGAGACCAUUAUUCCUGAAAGGCAGCUUUUGUCCCCAGUCUUACCCUGUGUCACAGGAACAGGCUGAUUGGAAAAAAGUCUUCACGUUUGGAAAUAGCAGAGCAAGUGGUGUAUUUGUCCUUUUAAGAUUGCUUUUUCAGGGACCUGUGUCAGCAGGGAGAGUCCUAAGAAAACGGAAAAAAAUCAUAUCACUAAGCACAUGUGUAGGAAUUCUGGAGUUUUAUUUUCAAGUCUUCAGAUACGAGACAUAGACCCUUUUCUCCCAGCCCACACGUCCCUCCUGUGUACAAAAGCUCUCUGGAUUCCUAAAACUUAGGAGAUUGGGCAGGUGCAGAAGCAUUUCACAUCAGAGCAGAGCAUACAUAGAGUGGACAGUUUCGCAAAUUACAGUAGCAGGCCAAGUAUAUUUGAGUUGUUCCAAUUAUUUUCAAUGUUUGCAUAAUGUAGUUGGACUUCUUUUUCCUAAAGCUCUAGGGAAAUUAGAGAUUCCUGCUUCCUUUUGUACCUUCAUGCAGGUAUUUCUCCACGGUCAUUUUUAAAAGUCCAUUUGUCUUCUGAGAUGUUUCCAGUCAUUGUCUACCAGGGCUUCCUUAGACUAGAUUCUUCACUCCAAAGUGAGGCUGAUGUCCUGCCGAUAAAGAAUCUGCAGGCGACAUUUGAAUGAAGUAAAACCAAAUCUUGACAGCAGGAGACAGAGCUUCCUGAUCUAAAUGGAUGUACAACUGGGCUUUAGGUUGGAAGUUACUUUAAAAGGGGUUUGGGGUGUCUUCAGUCUGUAAAUACCCACAUGCUGUGCAUUGUAAACCAAGUGUGUGUUCUUAUAUGUGAAUUUGUAGGACUGACUUAUGCUUCAAGAGAAGCCGCACCUUUAAUUUUAUAAGGUCCCCUCCACCUGUAACCCUAUAAAUAUUUGUAAAUAGAACACUAAAAUUUGUAGUGAUAGGAUCAAUUUGGGAAUAUCUGCUGAGAGACCAAAAAGUUCAUUUUUUUUAAGUACCUUGGUUAAAGAGUAAAGAUUAUUCCUCUUAUUUUUUAAAAGAAUGCACUUUAACAAACAGCUGCAUGGGCAGUUCAAACAAAUCCGUGAAGUGCAGUACCCAUUCAGAAACCACACUUCCUGGAAACCGUUCAAAGCAGAGUCCCGGCGGGCUGUCGGCCUCACUGCCCGGGGGUGGAAGCUCAGACCGCGGUCAGUGUCGAGACGAGCAGGGCAGCUUCGAGAGAGUGGUGUGAGCACGGCCAGGAGCUUCAGACAGGUCUCUAAAAUGGCGGGUCCCGUAAUUACCACUAACUAGCAAAACUGACAGAAAAACUCAUAGAGAAAAAUGUGUAAGAAUCCUUACUGCUGGUGUGUACUCCUUACAAUAGCAGACUUUUGCAAAUGGAGUUUUACAGUCUAUAUUUAAAAAAUUGUAUGUUUGUAACAAAUAAAGUAUGCGGAAAAGUGAA
This is a messenger RNA of Phyllostomus discolor (pale spear-nosed bat), 9384 nucleotides long. RefSeq names its product purine rich element binding protein B (gene PURB). Gene Ontology annotation, cellular component: nucleus. Gene Ontology annotation, molecular function: RNA polymerase II transcription regulatory region sequence-specific DNA binding; DNA-binding transcription factor activity, RNA polymerase II-specific; purine-rich negative regulatory element binding. Gene Ontology annotation, biological process: regulation of transcription by RNA polymerase II. Lineage: Eukaryota; Metazoa; Chordata; Mammalia; Chiroptera; Phyllostomidae. The record is from RefSeq and is a predicted model, not a curated record. Bases 1083 to 2006 code for a protein of 307 amino acids. The transcript has a single exon.